GUGAUCGGUGACGGAGCGUUUCGGUGUCGACUCACCUGCAGCAGGAAGCCACGCCCCAUACCUGGAAGAUUCAGGAAAUCUGGGAUUGUUUGCUGCAACAAACUCGAGUUUUCUGUGAAAUUUCACUCUUUACCUCGAGUUUCUGUCCUCAGGUGGACCCGGAAGUGUGACAGUAAACCGGAAACUAAAGGAAGCAGCUUGGUGUAGAACGGAUCCAGCUUCUCUUCAUAAAGAAGCCCAGUACUCGUGUCUCCAUCAGCUUUCUGCUCCAGACUACAGCUAGAAAGUGUGUUUGCUCUCAGGGUGUGGAGAUGGAGGAGACGGUGUGGGAGCAGUACACAGUGACGCUGCAGCGGGAUUCUAAAAUGGGAUUUGGGAUUGCCGUCUCGGGCGGAAAAGACAAUCCGAAUGAAGAGACGCGAGAGGCGUCGAUCAUCAUCUCUGACGUGCUGCCGGGAGGACCUGCUGACGGCCUGCUGUUUCAGAAUGAUCGCGUGAUCCAGGUGAACAACUCGUCCAUGGAGAACGUUGUGCACUCGUUUGCUGUACAGACUCUACGCAAGUGUGGCAAAGUCGCCAAGAUAACAGUGAAAAGGCCGCGUAGACUUCCUGUGGGUGUGGUGAAGCAAGCCCCGCCCCCGGAGGACCGCGUGUUCAAUCAUCCGGACUACAGCGAUGAUUACGACUAUGAGCCGGACCGACACAGCACCUUCAGCGGACGCACCGACUCCGAGUACGACUACGAGCGUAGCCGUGGCCGAAUGCUGGAACGAGACGCCAGUCCUGAGCGUCAGUAUCGCCGUGACGGCAGCCGAGGACGCAUGCUGGAGCAUGAACGCAGCCCUGACCGCCGUUACCGUAGCGAGCGCACCCUUGACCGAGACUACAGCCCAGAUCGCCGGUACCGCAGCGACCGCACCUUAGACCGCGACUAUAGCCCGGACCGCCGUUACCGCAGAGAGCACAGUCCCGAUCGCCGGUACCGAAGCGAAAACGCUCUGGAUCGAGACUACAGCCCGGAUCGCCGUUAUCGCCGUGAAAAUGUUCAGGAUCGCUCACACAGUCCAGAACCGCACUACAGGGAGAGAGAACCGCGUAUUCCAGAGCCACGUCCAGCUGAGGCGCUCAGAAGAAACGCCAGCCGUGAGCGCUUAGAACGCUCACCUCCACAGAGCCCACACGAGCCGCUGGAGAAACCAGUUCGCGUCCUACUGCAGAAGAACAGACCUAAUGAAGAAUAUGGCCUGCGUUUGGGCAGUCAGCUGUUCAUUAAAGAGAUGACUACUACAGGACUGGCCUCCAGAGUCGGCAGCCUGCACGAGGGAGACAUCAUCCUGAAGAUUAACGGGACUGCCACAGAGAAUCUGUCCCUGAGUGAUGCGGGGAAGCUGAUUGAAAAAUCACGAGGAAAACUGCAGCUGGUGGUCCAGAGAGAUCGCAGGAAAGUUCUGGUUCGGGUCCCGCCCAUGGCUGACAGUGAUUCAGAGCCGGACGAUCUGUCUGAGAUCGAGUCGUAUCGUUCAUACUCCCCUCAGGACGACAGACGAGGACAGCACUCGGACAUCUCCUCACACUCCUCCAAUGAGAGGCUGCGUGAAAAAAACAGGGACGAGCCUCAGAACAGAUUGUCUAAAAUGGGUGCGAUGCCGACGCCAUUCCAAGCUGCUCCGGAUGAUUUUCCACCUCCACCAGAGGAGGAAGACGAGCUUGAGAUUGAGGACGCUCCAGCUCCUGUGCCCAUGCCUGCACCUAAACUCAGCGUUCCACCAAAAGUUAAAGCUCUUCCAAAGGUUCCUCUGAAACCGAGCGCAGAGGACCUGGAGAUCUAUGGGCCAAACACGGUGAUGGUGCGCUUUCAGAAGGGUGAGAGCGUGGGUCUGAGGCUGGCAGGAGGAAACGAUGUGGGGAUUUUCAUAGCCAACGUUCAGGAGGACAGUCCAGCGGAGGUGGAGGGUCUGCGGCCUGGAGACCAGAUCAUGAAGGUGAAUAACAUGGAUUUCCGUGGCAUGGUGCGUGAGGACGCCGUGCUCUACCUGCUCGAAAUUCCUAAAGGAGACGACGUCACCAUCCUGGCACAGAGCAAACCGGACGUGUAUAAGGACAUCGUGGCGUCGGGUCGAGGAGAUAACUUCUACAUCAGAACUCAUUUUGACCACGAGAAAGACUCUCCUCAGGGUCUGUCCUUCAGCAGAGGCGACAUCUUUAAAGUGGUGGAUACGCUGUACGACGGAAAGCUGGGCAGCUGGCUCGCCAUCCGCACCGACCGAGACAACCAGCUGCAGGAGAGAGGCGUCAUCCCCAGCAAGAGCAGAGCUGAGCAGAUGGCCAACGUACAGAACGCCCAGAAAGGAGCAGCCAAUGACAGAGGAGAUUUCUGGAGGCUCAGAGGUCAAAGGGCAGCAAAGAAGAAGGACCUGCGUAAGAGCAGAGAGGAUCUCACAGCCAACCCCGUCACCACUCGCUUCCCCGCCUACGAGAGGGUGGUUCUGAGAGAGGCUGGGUUCCGGAGGCCCGUGGUUCUGUUCGGCCCAAUCGCUGAUGUGGCGUGUGAGAAACUCGGCAACGACCUGCCUGAAGAUUUCGUCAUCGCAAAGAGAGAACCUAAAGAUGCAGGAACAGAGAAGUCCUCAGGUGUGGUGAGACUGAACACUGUGCAGCAGAUCAUCGAACAGGAUAAGCAUGCUUUGCUGGACGUCACCCCGAAGGCAGUGGACACUCUGAACUACACCCAGUGGUACCCCAUUGUUGUGUUCCUGAACCCGGACAGUAAGCAGGGCGUGAAGACGAUGAGGAACCGCCUGGCACCGGGUUCUAACCGCAGCUCACGCAAACUGUACGAGCAGGCGGUGAAACUGAAGAAGACCUGCUCUCACCUCUUCACGGCGACGGUGGAUCUGAACUCGGCUCAUGAUGCCUGGUACGGGAGUCUGAAGGACACGAUUCAGGAGCAACAGAACAAAGCGGUGUGGGUCUGCGAGAGUAAACUGGACGGCACUGAGGAGGACCUGGACCUCCACGAUGACCGCAUGUCUUACCUGUCGGCCAUGAGCGCAGAUUACCUGAGCAUGGACAGCCGUCUUACCGGGGACUACGACGACACGGCGGAUGAGGGCGGAGCCUAUACGGAUAACGAGCUGGACGAGACGACUGAUGAGCCGCAGGUAUCGGGGACGAGCCGCUCCUCAGAGCCUGCAGACGAGAGACCCGCCCCCGUGCCCCGCAUGAAACGAGCCGGGAGCAGAGAAGUGCUGCGAGACCCCAGUCCCCCUCCAUCCUUCGUCCCAGAGCCGCCGAAGGUUCGAUCUCAGCGGCAGGGCAGUGAGUCCGGCAGCACGGUGAGCAGUGACGUCAGCACCAAGCCGCCGCCGCCUCCCGUCGCCCUCAAACCCAGUUUCCUCGCUCGAGGGGCUCCACCUCAGGAACCCGCCACAGGUACUGAAGAUCCUGCCAGCCGCUCGUUCCUGGGCAAAGUGAAGGCCUUCGAGCAGAUGGAUCACCUCGCCCGAGCACAGAGGAUGCUGGAACUGCAGGAGGCUGAACACGCCCGGUUGGAGAUUUCUCAGAGACACCCGGACAUUUACGCCGUCCCCGUGAAACCGAAGCCCGGGGCCACGCGGCCGCCGCCUGUCGGCUCCAGCUCGAACCCUGUGGCUCGCGGUGGAUCUGCUGAAGACGCUGAUCCGUCUCGUCGUGGAUAUUUCAACCCUCAGAAAUACAAUGACACGGAGCUGUAGGACUCCAGCGGCUUCCACUCCUCACUCCUCAUAGUGUUUCAGGAUGGAUCCUGGUUCUGGUUCUGGUUCUGAGAAACAUUCUGACCUGCAGACCUGUCAGUCAGUGUGACGGCUUUAAAUAAACUAAAACUCUUAUUCAGAUGAAAUUAAAUGAAGCAGCGUUACUACAAAAAAUACUAAAAAUAGUCUUUUCUGCUUUUUUUUUUUAAUAUUUGUACACUUUUAUAAGAAACUGAAAGAUGCGACGGAUGUUUGUUUAAUGUAGUGAAUCGACUCGACGGUUGUGUUACGUGUUUUAUUCCUCUGCAGGAUCCCUACAGUUUCUUACUCGCUAAAGCUCACAGCAAAACCAACGACGGAUUUUAAACCUGAGCUUCAAGACGGAAAUGUCAUGAGAUUGAAAUUUUCUACACUUAUAUCCCUUAUAACCUUCACACUCUUUUUUGGAAGAGGUAUCUUUUAUUGUGUUAAUGAAUAAAAUCACAUACAUUCACAUACUGCAUCUGGAUGUGCAAUGUAUUUAAAAAAAAAAAUGGUAAUGAUGAUGAUUCGUAAGGUCCGAGCUAUUUCUGCGUGUUUCUAAUCAUCUUCCUGUAAAUGUGGAAAAUCAACCUUUAACAUUCAGAUAUAUAAUAAAUAAAUAAAACACAAA
Messenger RNA from Pangasianodon hypophthalmus (striped catfish), 4386 nucleotides. RefSeq names its product tight junction protein 2a (zona occludens 2) (gene tjp2a). Gene Ontology annotation, molecular function: cell adhesion molecule binding. The record is from RefSeq and is a predicted model, not a curated record. Bases 312 to 3734 code for a protein of 1140 amino acids. Gene Ontology annotation, cellular component: bicellular tight junction; plasma membrane. The transcript has 24 exons. Gene Ontology annotation, biological process: protein localization to cell-cell junction; positive regulation of blood-brain barrier permeability; cell-cell junction organization. Lineage: Eukaryota; Metazoa; Chordata; Actinopteri; Siluriformes; Pangasiidae.